Molecule: messenger RNA, 927 nt
Organism: Kalmanozyma brasiliensis GHG001
Lineage: Eukaryota; Fungi; Basidiomycota; Ustilaginomycetes; Ustilaginales
Product: Ribosome recycling factor domain protein
Exons: 1
Coding region: 1-927 (308 amino acids)
Biological process (GO): translation
Cellular component (GO): mitochondrion
Molecular function (GO): ribosomal large subunit binding
Source: RefSeq, a predicted model, not a curated record
AUGACAGUCGUACAACGAGCGACACGAGUGCUUCUCUCUGCGCGCCCCCCAGCGAGCGGGGUUGUCGCUGCAUCCUCCUCCAGUGUGCCAGCCACGAGGAUGCUCUCCACAGCCGUCCUCCCGCGAACCACAUCCUUGGUCGCAGCACCACGCUCUUCGGCCCUCUCCGUGCAGCAGCGCCGACUCAAAUCCAAGCGCUCCUCCGCACAGCACAUCGACCCGCACGCAGCCGACGCCGACGAUGUCCCCGUGAUGAAAACCAAAGGCAAGAACUCCAAGUCCUCCCGCGGCGCCGCCCGCUCGUCGGACGAAUACAAAACCACCGUUCGCAACCAGGACCUCCCGGGGGAAGCAUUUGACUUUAACGCCAUCUCCUCGCACAUGUCGCGUGCCGUCGAGCGGUGUCGAACGACCGCUUCCACGCUUGUCAACUCCAUCGGGCGAGCGGACCCUGCACUGCUCGACUCGGUCAAGGUCGAAUUCACCGCCGAGGGGAACAAGUCUUUGCAUCCAUUGCGAGAGUUCGCCACGGUCGGCGUACGGGAUGGCGCACUGAUGGUCACCGCCUUCGACGCGGACAUGAUCAAGCACAUCGAACGAGCGAUCUACACCUCCGGGUCGAACCUCACCCCUCAAUCGACCAACGAGGAGAACGUGCUCCGCGUAGCAGUGCCCCAACCCACAACCGAAAGCAGGCAGGCCAUGGUCAAGGAUCUGACGAGAAUCUGCGAGAAUGCGAGGGUGAGUAUUAGGGAUGCGAGACACAAGGCGAUGAAGCAGGUCAAGAGCGAUGUCGAUGCUAAGGUGGUCGGUAAGAGCGAGGGGGACAAGGAGGGGAAAAAGGUCGAAGCUGAGACCAAGAAGUGGUCGGCGCAGGUGGAUGAGCUGUUUGAAAAGUUGAAGGGGACGUUGUUGGCUGAUAAGUGA